AUGCUGGACCCGUCCUCCAGCGAGGAGGAGUCCGAUGAGGUGCUGGACGAGGAGCGGCGGGACGUGCUGGUGGUGGCGGGCGGCUCGUCGCGCUCGCUGCCGCCGCGCGACCCGCGGGCCCGGGAGGCGGUGGCGGCGCGGGCCGCGAGCCCCAGCCCGUCGGUGCUGAGCGAGGGCCGCGAGGAGCAGGAGCGCCUGCAGAGAGAGGAGCGCGAGCAGCGGCUCCGGCUGCAGCUCUACGUGUUCAUCGUGCGCUGCAUCGCGCACCCCUUCAACGCCAAGCAGCCCACGGACAUGGCCCGCCGGCAGCAGAAGCUCAAUAAGCAGCAGCUGCAGAUCCUGAAGGAACGUUUCCAGGCCUUUCUGAAUGGGGAGACGCAGAUCGUAGCAGACGAGGCAUUUUGUAAUGCUGUGCGGAGUUACUAUGAGGUAUUUCUGAAGAGUGACCGGGUCGCAAGAAUGGUUCACAGUGGAGGAUGUUCUGCAAAUGACUUUAGAGAUGUUUUUAAGAAAAACAUAGAAAAAAGGGUCCGAAGUCUGCCAGAAAUAGAUGGAUUAAGCAAAGAGACGGUCUUAAGUUCCUGGCUAGCCAAAUACGAUGCCAUAUACAGGGGAGAAGAGGACUUUUGCAAACAGCCAAAUAGAAUGGCGCUAAGUGCUGUCUCAGAGCUGAUUCUGAGCAAGGAACAGCUUUAUGAAAUGUUUCAACAGAUUCUAGGGAUCAAAAAAUUGGAACACCAGUUGAUUUAUAAUGCCUGCCAAUUGGAUAAUGCAGAUGAACAAGCAGCCCAGAUCAGACGUGAAUUAGAUGGACGUCUACAACUAGCAGACCAAAUGGCAAAGGAAAGAAAAUUCCCCAAAUUUGUAACAAGAGAAAUGGAGAACAUGUACAUAGAAGAGUUGCGGUCUUCAGUGAAUCUGCUUAUGGCAAAUCUGGAAAGUCUUCCAGUGUCCAAAGGUGGGCCAGAAUUUAAACUGCAGAAGCUGAAACGAUCACAGAAUUCUGCUUUCUUGGACAUAGGAGAUGAAAAUGAGAUUCAGCUAUCAAAGUCUGAUGUUGUGCUGUCAUUCACUUUAGAGAUUGUUAUAAUGGAAGUGCAAGGUUUAAAGUCAGUAGCUCCCAAUCGGAUUGUUUAUUGCACAAUGGAAGUGGAAGGCGGGGAGAAGCUCCAGACAGACCAAGCAGAAGCCUCCAGGCCACAAUGGGGAACUCAAGGAGAUUUCACUACUACUCACCCUCGUCCUGUCGUCAAAGUAAAACUCUUUACAGAAAGCACUGGGGUUUUGGCACUUGAAGAUAAAGAACUAGGAAGAGUAGUGUUAUAUCCAACAUCCAAUAGCUCAAAGUCUCCUGAUCUGCAUAAAAUGAUAGUCCCCAAAAACAGCCAGGACAGUGACUUGAAAAUUAAACUGGCAGUGAGAAUGGAUAAGCCACCACACAUGAAGCACUGUGGAUAUUUGUAUGCUCUAGGACAGAAGGUUUGGAAGCGGUGGAAAAAACGCUACUUUGUUCUUGUUCAGGUUAGCCAGUACACAUUCGCUAUGUGCAGUUACAGAGAAAAGAAAUCUGAGCCUCAGGAACUGAUGCAACUCGAAGGAUAUACUGUGGAUUAUACAGCUCCUCACACAGGUCUUCAGGGUGGUCGAGUGUUUUUCAAUGCUGUUAAAGAAGGCGAUACAGUAAUAUUUGCCAGUGACGAUGAGCAGGAUCGGAUAUUGUGGGUUCAAGCGAUGUACAGAGCUACAGGUCAAUCAUAUAAACCUAUUCCUGCAAGUCAGGCCCAGAAGAUGAAUCCUAAAGGAGGAAACGUCAAUGCAGAUGUUUCCCCGCUUUCUAGUAAAGAUGCAGAUCGUGGUCAGAAACAUGGUAUGGAUGAGUUUAUUUCUGCUAAUCCCUGCAAAUUUGACCAUGCUUCCCUGUUCAGACUGCUUCAGAGGCAGACCUUAGAUCACAGAUUGAAUGAUUCCUAUUCCUGCUUGGGUUGGUUUAGCCCAGGCCAGGUGUUUGUGCUUGAUGAAUACUGUGCUCGCUAUGGAGUGCGAGGCUGCCACCGCCAUCUCUGCUAUCUUAACGAGUUGAUUGAACAUUCAGAAAAUGGUUCUGUCAUUGAUCCGACAUUGCUCCAUUACAGUUUUGCAUUUUGUGCUUCUCAUGUUCAUGGUAACAGACCAGAUGGGAUUGGAACAGUAUCCAUUGAAGAGAAAGAAAGAUUUGAAGAAAUUAAAGACAGACUCUCUUCCCUUUUAGAAAAUCAAAUAAGCCAUUUCAGAUAUUGUUUCCCAUUUGGACGUCCUGAAGGAGCUUUAAAAGCCACACUUUCAUUACUUGAAAGAGUUUUAAUGAAAGAUAUUGCCACCCCCAUUCCAGCAGAAGAGGUGAAGAAAGUGGUUAGAAAAUGUCUGGAGAAGGCUGCCUUGAUCAAUUACACUCGACUUACAGAAUAUGCCAAAAUAGAAGCUACAGCAGAGAAGGACUCAGAGACCAUGAACCAAGCAACACCUACAAAAAAACUGGAAGAGGUUCUUCACUUGGCAGAACUCUGUAUUGAAGUAUUGCAGCAAAAUGAAGAACAUCAUUCAGAGGGAAGAGAGGCAUUUGCUUGGUGGCCAGAAUUAUUGGCUGAGCAUGCAGAGAAGUUUUUGUCUCUUUAUUCUGUUGAUAUGGAUUCAGCACUUGAGGCACAGCCGCAGGACUCCUGGGACAGCUUCCCACUUUUCCAACUGUUGAAUAACGCACUCAGAAAUGACAUGUUCUUGUGCAAUGGGAAGUUUCACAAGCACUUACAAGAAAUUUUUGUUCCUUUGGUCAUCCGCUACAUCGAUCUCAUGGAAUCAUCAAUUGCCCAGUCCAUUCACAGAGGUCUUGAACAAGAGUCAUGGCAACCUGUCAAGAACAUCACCAACAGUCUUCCUAAUGUAGCUCUUCCAAAAGUUCCAAGUUUGCCUCUUAAUCUUCCACAAAUACCUAGCUUUACUACACCAACCUGGAUGACUUCUUUAUAUGAUUCCACCAAUGGCUCAGCUACGUCAGAAGAUCUUUUUUGGAAACUGGACGCUCUGCAAAUGUUUGUUUUUGAUCUUCACUGGCCAGAACCAGAAUUUGCCCACCAUUUAGAGCAAAGACUUAAACUCAUGGCCACUGACAUGAUAGAAGCCUGUGUCAAAAGAACAAGAAUUGCAUUUGAACUGAAGCUACAAAAGACAAACAAAUCAACAGACCUGCGUAUUCCUUCUUCUCUGUGCACAAUGUUUAAUGUCUUAGUUGAUGCCAAAAAACAGACAGCUAAACUCUGUAUUCUUGAUGGUGGGCAAGAGCAACAAUACCAUUCAAAAAUAGAUGACUUGAUUGAAGAAACUGUUAAAGAAAUUAUUUCACUUCUUGUUUCUAAGGUUGUUUCAGUGUUAGAAGGUGUGCUGUCCAAACUGUCAAGAUACGAUGAAGGCACUUUCUUCUCAUCAUUAGUUUCAUUCACUGUGAAAGCAGCUGCAAAAUACGUUGAUGUUCCUAAACCAGGCAUGGACCUAGCAGAUACCUACAUUAUGUUUGUUCGACAAAACCAGGAUAUACUUCGAGAAAAGGUCAAUGAGGAAAUGUAUAUAGAGAAGCUAUUUGACCAAUGGUAUAGCAGCUCCAUGAAAGUCAUCUGUGUGUGGCUGGCUGAUAGAUUAGACGUGCAGCUUCACAUCUACCAGCUGAAGACCCUGAUCAAGAUAGUGAAGAAAACCUACCGAGACUUCAGGCUGCAAGGUGUGCUGGAGGGAACCCUGAACAGCAAAACCUAUGACACUGUUCACAGCCGGCUGACAGUAGAGGAAGCUACGGUCUCAGUCACAGCCGCAGGUGGACUGCAGGGCAUUUCCAUGAAAGACAGUGAUGAAGAAGAAGGAUGAUGUUACUUCACUGGAUGUUGGGAGUUCUGGAGCAAUGGUUGGAGAGUGGGGGGGGAUUUUGCUUUUGUGGGGAGAGAGGUUGGUAACUUUUUGUCCUUGUUGUCUCAUUUAUAGUUUUGCCUUAUGAUAUAGGUGCAGAAAUGUAAUUUGCUAGACAGACAGACAGACAGACAGAAAGAAAGAGGAAGGUUAUCCAAGGAAAAGUGCCAAGGACUUUUUGGUUGUAGAAUAUUUUAAUGUAUAGCUUUGCUUAGGGCUGUGAGAACACUGGCAUGGAGUUUGCGUUCCAGUUGUGGUUAAGUUUCUUCCCUUUUUGUUUGCUGUCAUUUGUUCUUGUAGCUCCAUCAAAUAUUGGUGUCCUGUGCAUAAGAGAAAAUGUGUGCCUCCCUUCAAACACGCCUAUACAGGAAAUCAUUCUUGGAAUAAGUCAGCGCCCUAGGUAAAAAAAAAAUAGUGUAUUUUAAGGAUUACACUAUGUAUGCUUUUUUAUGUGCUUUUUUUUCAUUAUUAUGUGAUGUACAUUAAAAUCUUUAAUCUUGAUUCUUUGUAUUUUGAGGUCAGUAUAUAAGUAGUAGGGCUUCAAGGACAGUCAAACACAUACAGACUACUUAGGAGUGUUGUUGUGUCUUCUGUUUGCCAGCGUUCAUUUUUGCAAGUUUAAAGAUAUCUCAUCACUUUGGAUGUCAGUAAGCUUGCCGUCGAUGUUCCUAUUUCUGUGAAAGAUUUCAGGCAAUAAGAACACAUUUUGUCGUGGCCCCCUUCUGUAUCUAUCAAAGUUUGUAUAGAAUUCUAAAAUUAAAAGCU
Molecule: messenger RNA, 4695 nt
Organism: Nothoprocta perdicaria
Lineage: Eukaryota; Metazoa; Chordata; Aves; Tinamiformes; Tinamidae
Gene: CADPS2
Product: calcium dependent secretion activator 2
Exons: 31
Coding region: 1-3891 (1296 amino acids)
Biological process (GO): synaptic vesicle exocytosis; positive regulation of exocytosis; dense core granule exocytosis
Cellular component (GO): glutamatergic synapse
Source: RefSeq, a predicted model, not a curated record